GCGUUUCGGGGCGAAUAAAAAAACGGGCCGAGUGAGAAAAUGGCGUAAAACUCGGAGAAAAUUCAUCUCGUUUAAAGAAAAACCCUGGAAAACUUAGAAAACUUAGGAGAGAUAACGAAUAAAAUAGUCAGGCUGGGAGCAGAGAUGUUUCCCGGAGGAAAUGGCAACGCCGACUUGGGCUACAACAAGCACGCCCACGUCCUCGGACAUGGACACGGCCACGGGCUCAACCAUAAUCAUAAUCACAAUCAGUUCCUGACACAGCCCCCGCCGCCACCCACGCACUUCCCCCUGCCGCCGGGUGGAGGUGCGGGCAUGGUGGCCGCAGGUCUUCCCCUCGCCAUGCAAGGUGGCGCCGGCAUCGAUUGGGCGCAGCUCGCCCAGCAGUGGAUCCACAUGCGCGACGCCUCUCCGGUGGCCAUGCCCGUGGCCCCACCGCCGCCCAUCAUCGGCAAUGUGCGGGAGUACCACAACCAGGCGCUGGCCAUGCCGCUGCCCAGCGUUGUCAGGGCGGCCCAUCCCAUCCUCGAGGAGCACGGCGAGGCGGACAUGGACAUGGACGACGAGCACGAGCGGGGACAGGGUGCAGAAACGCCCCCACCGCCGGCUCCAGUGGUUACGCAAUCUCAAUGGCUGGCGGCCAGCGAAACGCCUGGCCAGGCCAUAGAGGCCUCCAGUGGAGCGGCUGUUACGAUGGGCAAGCAGCCAUGGAACAACUGGCACACGCAGCCCGGCAAAUCCACGGGCAAUCCCACGGCGCAUAUACCCUCGCUGCUCAAGCUGAACGUCAGCAAUCCCAAUGAGCCGCAGCAACAGCUGCAGUUGCAGUUGCAGCCUCCGCUGCAGCAACAGCAGCAGCCGCCAACCCAUCCGCACCAUCCACAGGCACAUCAGCCACAUCCACAUCCACAUCACCUAACACCACACACACAGCAGCAGCAGCAACAGCAACAGCAGGUGCAGCAGACGCAGCAGGAAAGCGGAAGUGGUAGUGCCAGCAGUGAGAUCGAUGCCAACAAACGCAAACUGUUGCCAGCUUGGAUAAGAGAGGGUCUGGAGAAAAUGGAGCGCGAAAAACAGCGGCAGCUAGAGCGCCAGCAGACCUCCAUUGGCACGACAGAUGAUGAGGUCAACCAUGUUAAGCAAGUAUCAAGCAAAACACUAACAACACCUGUUAAUCUAUUGAACAUCGCAAACGUGGCCAGCGACAGCGAAGAUUCCAUUGGCUUGCCUGGGGAGGCGCUAGGAGAACUGAAAGAUCAGCAAAUAGGUAAUAAGUUGAUAAGUAAAGCCGGCGAUAUCAGCAGCAGCGACGAACUGGAGGAGGAGGAGCAGCAGCAACGAGGCCCCAUCGAGACCGGAAAGCGGGAGGCGGCGGCGGCGGCGGAGCAAGUGACGGCGGCUACCGAAAACGAUGUCAAUGGUAAAAACUACGAAGAAAGACUGGCGGAUCUGAUGCUUGUGGUGCGUCGGACACUAACCGAAAUCCUGCUGGAAACCACAAACGAAGAGAUUGCAGCCAUUGCCGGCGAGACUCUGAAAGCACACCGUGCUAAAGCGUCAUCAGCCCAAGUGAUUCGCAAAAGCGCCUUGUCCUCCAUUACCGGCAACUUGGGUUUAGCUGCCUAUGGCGAUUCUUCCAGCGAAAGCGAAGAGGAUGAGGACGACGAGGAAGGCGAGCGCCAAGCGGAUCCAGGAAAGGAUGCCGACAAAAGCGUACAAAUGAGCGCGGAGGAGUUGAAGGCUCGCAUACGACGCAGCAAACGAUCCUUCGAGCGAGUCAUUGACGACAUUGAAGAUCGAGUGGCGAAGCAAGAGCAGCGUGACGAGCAAACCCUGCAGCGGCAUCGCAAGCGGGAGCUGGAGCGCUCCGACGCUAGUGCUAGUGAGCACCGUCGACCGCUGGCCAAACCCGAGCCUGCCGGCGAGUUGGCCAGUCAACCAAACCAGGAGAAGCUGCAACAGUUUAAUGGAAAACGGCCCAGCCGAAAGGAGCGCACCACUCGCUUCAGCGACAACAAGGACGGCAAGCACCAGUCGCACAGCUAUGUCCAACAAGUGGUGGCUGCUGCCGCUGUGGCUCCGCUGAACACCCUGAGCAGCAGCACAGGCGGCGCCCCGAAGCUGAAGCCCGUUCCCAAUCCGGCCACCAAUCUGCUUCAGAUGCCGGAGUCGGUGGCCAGCAUGCUGAGUGCGGCGGACAAGGCACUACAGAAGGCCAACAAAUCGUCGCACAAGUCCAAAAGCAAGCGGCGCCACUCGUCCACCUCGUCCUCCUCCAGCAGCAGCAGUGGGAGCAGCUCGAGCAGCGACAGCGAGGACAGCAGCAGCAGCUCCAGCGGCUCCAAGACGUCCAGCAGUCGGGGCAAGCGGGUACGCCGACAGAGCCAUCGUAGCCACGGCAGCAGUCGAAGCAAAUAUGAGCGCCGUGAUCGCGACAGAGAAAGGGACCGCGAUCGGGGACAUCGCCGGCAUCGUAGCCACUUAAGUGGCGGCAGCAGUAGUGGUGGUCAGCGCCACAGGCAGCGGCGGCACGGGGACUCCAGCCACUCUGGCGAGGAGGAGGGCGGCAGCAGCAGCUACCACCGCUCCUCGCGACAGGGCAGCAGCCGCAGCUACGAGCACGGCAGCAGCAGCAGCGGACGGAAGCGGCACCGCACGAGAUCCCGCUCCAAGUCGCGCAGCACCCACCACUCCAGCUCCAACGCAUACUCCUCCACUUCUUCCGCGUCGCAUUCGCGCAAGCGCCACUAAGAUUACGACUACAGCUUAUUGUUAUAUUGUAUAAUUAUCUUUUUCUUUUGUUUAAGAUGCUUUCAGUAAACAGUUUUAAUCCAGCAUAAUAAAUUCAAAUUUACUAAAGAA
Messenger RNA from Drosophila gunungcola (fruit fly), 2865 nucleotides. Its product is annotated as arginine/serine-rich protein PNISR. The record is from RefSeq and is a predicted model, not a curated record. Bases 145 to 2754 code for a protein of 869 amino acids. Gene Ontology annotation, molecular function: RNA binding. Gene Ontology annotation, cellular component: nuclear speck; presynaptic active zone. The transcript has 9 exons. NCBI's taxonomy places the organism in Eukaryota, Metazoa, Arthropoda, Insecta, Diptera, Drosophilidae.